CGGUGCCGAAUCGAGCGCUCGGCGCUCACCGGAGGCGCCGCGGCGAUCGCGCCGUGACCCAGCGCGGCCAUGGCCGGCUUCAUCAACUUUGCGGACGAGGAGGAGGUGCGGGCGUACCUGGAGAACCUGCACGUGGAGUACAGCUACCAGUGCUUCAAGGAGAAGGACCCGGACGGCUGCCAGCGCUUCGCCGAUUACCUGGACGCCGUCAGGAAAGACUUCGUGGCGGCGGCGCGGGUGCUGCGCGACAACUGCGAGGUGCACGGGCACAGCGAGAGCUGCUACAAACUGGGGGCCUACCAGGCCCUCGGCAAAGGUGGACUCAGCCCAGAUUUGAAAGCUGCCUACAAAUCCUUCAUCAAGUCAUGUGAGAAAAAUGGGAAGAAGUCAGCAAAUGCAUGUCACAGUGCUGGGCUGCUGGCCCAGGACGGGAGAGCCAACAGUGAUCAGCCUGACCCUGUUGCUGCUAGAGACUAUUACACAAAAGCCUGUGAUAGCAAUUUUGCUCCCAGCUGCUUCAACCUGAGUGUGAUAUACCUGCAGGGAGCACCUGGGGUCCCCAAGGACAUGAGCAGUGCCUUGAAGUACUCGCUGAAGGGCUGUGAGCUGGGGCACGUGUGGGCUUGUGCCAACGCCAGCCGCAUGUACAAACUGGGAGAUGGCGUUGAGAAGAACGAUGCCAAGGCAGAGGAUCUGAAAAACAGGGCAAAACAAUUGCAUAAAGAGCAGAAAGAAGCUGCAAGUUCUCUAACAUUUGGGGAGUAAAACUGGCAGUUGCAGUUAUUAAGACUGGUUUUUAAAUGGCAAGGGAACUUGUUACUUAAAUUGUGAGCGUACAGUUUUCAUUUCAAUAAAUAUCUUGUAUUUGGAUAUGCAAAUAAAAUUGUAUUUAUAUGGAUACAACAAA
Messenger RNA from Agelaius phoeniceus (red-winged blackbird), 907 nucleotides. The record is from RefSeq and is a predicted model, not a curated record. Lineage: Eukaryota; Metazoa; Chordata; Aves; Passeriformes; Icteridae.